This is a messenger RNA of Rosa rugosa (rugosa rose), 1284 nucleotides long. RefSeq names its product cyclic nucleotide-gated ion channel 1-like. The coding region runs from base 465 to 1028 and encodes 187 amino acids. The record is from RefSeq and is a predicted model, not a curated record. Lineage: Eukaryota; Viridiplantae; Streptophyta; Magnoliopsida; Rosales; Rosaceae. The transcript is spliced from 5 exons.
UGAUACUAUCCGCAAGAUGCUCAUAUUGGGAUCCUACUUAUGCUCUGAUAAUUUCCACUCCAGUCCAAUAUUCCUUACGAAUUUAUCACAUCUACGUAACGACGGUAACGUUGAAGCGGCGACGUCCUAACCAGACUAAAGUGGAAAAAUGGCUAAAAGCUGUAUUGGACUACCUUCCGUUCGUCCUUGCUUCUCAUCUAUUUGGAGCUUUGUGGUACCGUCUUGCUGUUCAACGACUGGUAGAUUGUUGGAAGUCACAUUGUCACAUUCUCCUAGGAGAUCCUCAAUCUAACAAAAGUCGACAUUUUUUCUGUGGAAAUAUUACCAUACACAACAACAACAAUCUCUCUAAAUGGGAUGAAUUAUGUCCGGUAAAAGAAGCAAAUCCAAAUGUCUUUGAUUUCGGUAUAUAUCUCCAUGCUCUUCAAUCUAAUGCGACAAGUUCAACUCAUGUCGUGCAAAGAAUGUCACAAUCUUUUUGGUGGGCCUUACGGAAUCUGAGUUCUCUUGGUUCGAACCUCCAGACUAGUCUGUAUACAAUGGAAAUCUUCUUGUCUGUGAUGAUAUCUAUAAGUGGCAUGGUGUUAUUUUUAGUAUAUCUAAAUGCAAGGGUGCAGGAGCCGCAAGAAUUAUUAGAUCAGCCUAAAUCAAAAAAGAUGCAGUUGCUGAAAAAAGUGCCUGUGCUUGAAAAUAUUCCUGAAAAUAUUUUGAUAGCAAUCUGUGAGCAUCUUAAGCCAGUGACAUACACUGAAGACAGCUAUAUUGUUCAAGAGGGGAGACCCCUUGUGAAGAUGCUCUUCAUCGUGGAAGGCCUUGCAUGGACUUACACAACCGGUAACAUUGACGUAGGAACGUUAAAGAGAGGCGAUUUUUACGGAGAAGAAGUUUUAACUUGGGCAUUCCAAUCUCCCUCCUUUUCUGGUUUACCCAUCUCAACUAGAACUGUUAUUUCCGAAGGAAAAAUCGAAGCCUUUGCUCUCAGAGCCGGCGACUUGAAGAGUGUUGUCUGUAGUUUUGGUGGCAUUUAAGGAAAAAGGUCGAUGUUUCUUAGUUGGAGCUCUGGGGGCAUUUGGCAGCGUCUUCCAUACAAGAAGCUUGGCGCCUCCGUAAUUCAAAGCCGCGCCUAAACUCCCAACUAUGUGGGACAUGAUUCCUUGUCCCUAACUGCUGCUAUUGCGUUUCAGCUCUGCUAUUGCAAUUCCAUCGCUUUUGUUUGUAACUGUUUGUGUAAUGUGUGUAGUACUCUUUUAUUUUAUUUUUAUAGAAUCAGUGGCUUUUGUUGUA